Messenger RNA from Solanum lycopersicum (tomato), 2761 nucleotides. RefSeq names its product transcription factor MYB46-like. The record is from RefSeq and is a predicted model, not a curated record. Lineage: Eukaryota; Viridiplantae; Streptophyta; Magnoliopsida; Solanales; Solanaceae.
AUGUUCCUUUUGGCCAAGGGGCGGAGCUAAUAGUCUACGAAACAAGUUCGAGUUCGAUUGAAUUCAGUAUAUUUUAUUUUAUUAAUGUUGAUAAAUAUAUGUAAAUAUUUAAAUUUAGAAUUCAAUUAUUAUUAUCAGUCGAAAAAAUUGUUAUUGUAAAAUUCAAAACUCAUAAAAAUUAAAAUUCUGAUUUCGCAAAUACGAAAGAGAGAGAGAGAGAGAGUGAUGGUUGGUCUUCUUGUCUUUGACUCUAUCUAGUCUCUUUCGUUGCAUUUUUCUUCACUCACAAGGUAAUCAUCAUAUGUGUAUGAGAAAUGGAACACAUUUUGCUUCCACUUCACAUAAUCUUUUUCUUAUUUUUUUUUUCCUUCUCUUUCUUAUUAUUCCAUUCUAUAUAUCUUUUCACCAUCAAAACCUAGCAAAACAUAUCAUAUUAUUUUUUUUCUUCUCCUCAUCAUCCAUCAUCUUGUUAGGGUUUGUCUAUCGAUGAGGAAGCCGGAACACAAUAAUACAACGAUGAAGGAGAAGGAGAAGGAGAAAGUGAACAAGUUAGGGAAAUUAAGAAAAGGUUUAUGGUCACCAGAAGAAGAUGAAAAGUUGAUGAGUUACAUGUUAAGAAAUGGUCAAGGAUGUUGGAGUGACAUUGCUAGAAAUGCUGGAUUACAAAGAUGUGGUAAGAGUUGUCGUCUUAGAUGGAUUAAUUACUUGAGGCCUGACCUUAAACGCGGCGCCUUUUCUCUUCAAGAAGAAGAACUCAUUGUUCAUUUGCAUUCUAUUCUGGGAAAUAGGUGGUCACAAAUUGCGGCUCGUCUACCUGGGAGGACAGAUAAUGAAAUCAAGAAUUUCUGGAAUUCCACGAUAAAAAAGAGAUCAAAAAACAACAACAACAGCACGCCAUCGCCCAACACGAGUGAUUCUUCCAUUGGAGGAAUAUUUCCAAUGCAAGGGCACGAUGUAAAUAAUGUUAUGGCAACGUUAUGCAUGGAUAAUUCAUCGUCUACUACUUCAGGAUCAUCCAUGCAAGCCAUGGUACCUUUCAACCCUUUCCCUCAGCUUGAUAGUACAAGCUACGAUAUAUCUGGAUUAGUCGGGCCAGUGAAUUUAGGUCAAUUUGGUUGUAGUGGAGGUGAUGGUGGAUUUUUGGACUAUGGAGUUGUGGAAACUUAUAGUAUGAUGGGUUUAGGAAGUGAUGAAUUUUCAAUACCUUCUUUAGAGGGUGUUCAUAAUAAGAGUACUACUACUAUGGGAGAGAGUAAUAAUAAUAGUAAUGUUGAUUUUAGUAGUAAUAAUAUUGUUAGUGGUGCUAAUGACUAUGAUUCCAUGAUUGAGAAGAAAAAUAAUACAAACGUUAACAACAACAACAACCAACACUUGAUGAAUAUGAGUGGAAUUAGUGAUCAAAGCCUAAAGGUUGAAGACUAUAUGGUUGGUUUUGGGAAUCAUCAUCAUUGGCAUGGAGAAAGCUUAAGAAUUGGAGAAUUUGAUUGGGAAGGUUUGUUGGCAAAUGUUUCCUCUUUACCUUACCUUGAUUUUCAAGUUGAAUAAAUACUCUCUCCAACCCUUUCAACCCCACAUAUACCCCCACAAAAAUGACACAAAUACCCCUCUUCCCAACAUUUCUUUCUUUUUUUUCUUUUUCUUUGAUAAUCGUACGUUUAAAUUCAGACGAUCAAUAAUGAAGCAAGAUUCGAAAUUCAGUAAAUAAUAGGUCUGUCGAGACUUUUUAUCUUCUCUUCCUUCAAUUCAUUAUACAUAAAUUGUUCCCCCUCCUAAAUUCUCCACAACUUCAUCUUAGAGAAAAUUUUGAGAUAUACUUCUUUUCUUUAUUUGCAAUUAUCUAAUACUUCCACUAGAUUUUCUUUUUAUUUCUUUAUUUUUGGUAUUUCAAUUGUACGUUGUGGAGUAUUAUGGGGAUAGUAGGGGAGAAAUAAUAAUCUUUCUCAUCAAGAAUUGAGCAAAGUGUGAAUAGAAAAAUGAAAGACAGAUCGAUGAUAUAGAAGAUUACGCAAAGAAAGUAAAUAAAAAGGUCAAAAAUUGUUGAUUUGUAUUUUUGUACAGAUCGAUGUGGAUCAAUUUAAUCAAUCAAUAAUCUUUUGAAUUUUAAGAGAAUUUUUUUAGUUAGUCACAUGUUUCUCAGAAAUAUAUAUAGAUAGAGAAAAUUGUUGCACGUACUUUGUAUUUACAAAGGAAUAAGAAGCAUUAUUAGUUUUUUUUCUUAUGUAACAUUUAAUUUUGAAUUCAUGUUAUGUGCACUGAUAGAAUAAUUAUAUUUUGUAUUACAUAUACGGUCAACAUAUCUAACCUAGAUAUGAUAAACUAAACAAUAAAUUAAUAAGCCUAUUAUAAUGGACUAAACCAUAAAAAUUGUGAAUAGUUUUUUUUUUUUUACGUUAUCAUUAUAUGUGAUUUAACUUUUUCAACACUGAAUUUGAUGAUGAGAAAUUAAAUUAAAUUGGAUCAAUUUGUAUGUGGAACGACUUUAUUUUCUUUAACAAAGUUGAUUAAACAUUUUGUUCGUCACUUAAUCUUGAUCUUAAUAUAAAAAUGUAGUGUUAAGGAGAACUUACGUCAUAGUUGCUUUAACUUUCAUCUGAUUCAAAUUACUAAACCUGAGUUAUUUUCAUGGCAAUUCUUCUAUACUGACUUGCAUUAUGAUAGUAUCAUUAGCUGUGAAUAUAUGCAUGAGGUAAUUAGAUCACACUACCAAAUAAAUCAUUAUUUUCGUCAAAAAAUGUUUAAUGAUUAUUUCUAUAGAUAUUUU